Molecule: messenger RNA, 2040 nt
Organism: Orbicella faveolata
Lineage: Eukaryota; Metazoa; Cnidaria; Anthozoa; Scleractinia; Merulinidae
Biological process (GO): G protein-coupled receptor signaling pathway
Cellular component (GO): membrane
Molecular function (GO): G protein-coupled receptor activity
Source: RefSeq, a predicted model, not a curated record
AAGUCCUAGACGGCACAAAAUCUGUUUUUGCUAAGAAAAGAGUGGUUUUUUUUGUUUGUUUUUUUUCUCUGUCUUUCCAUAAACACGCAAGAAGAGAAAGAAGGGGAAAUUUCGAGUCCAUACUGUCUGGCGACCUAAUGCUUAGAAAACAAUUUAUGUAUUUUCCUCUUAUUUUUAUAAUGAUGAAAAGGUUGCUACGUAACUAGCUACGGUUCGUCAUCUUCAGAAAUAUACAGCCCAUAUUACCAUAACAGAAGUUAUCAAGCCGUCCUCUAUAGGCCAACUUUUAAUAGACAACCCGGUAUCAAUUACAGUUUAAGCAGGUGAAAUUUUGGUCUGCAUCACACUCAUAAAUAAUUACUUUGUUUCGUAAUCGGCAAAACCUAUUCGAAACGUUUCUAUCGACAAACGAUGAGAACCAAAGAAAGAAACGCGUUUGAAGCGAAGAAACUGAGUUUAAUACUAUUUCAUCGGAUCAAUCAACUUGUGCGUUGAUCGCGGAGGAAUUCCGGUAUGUUACGACAAAAUUUUAACCUGGACGCCGGAUUCUUCAGAUAAACAUAAAUUGAAAAGUUUUGUAAACUACAUUUGAAGGCGCCAAAAGUCACAACAAAACACCCGGCAAGGAAACUUCAUCGGUGAAUUUUUCAUAAUAUUAUUCGAUUUGCUGUUCUCGUUGCAAUUACACUGACUUGUGUCUACUCAAGUUCGAGAGAGAGUGAAAUAUGCGUGCCCAGCAAGAUGGAUCGCCGAGUGACCUACAAACGGCGCUACACAACAGAUGCACAGAAGUCGUGGUCACCGAGAGUUUAACCAGUGGUUGUUUGACAAUAGCAGCAAUUCUUUCCGGUUUCAUCGUGUGCCUGGCGAUCUACAGGAAUGCAAGACUGCGUUACGCCAUCCACAUGUACAUUCUGUCAUACGCUAUUAUCGAUUUGGUAAUGUCACUGUUGGUAAUGCCGUUUACGCUCGGUGUCCUGAUGAAAGGGCUUGUGUCCUUUGCAGUCCCUCUGCCAUUUACCUUUGAUGGAAACAACUUUGUUUUACACCCUGGUUACGCUGUGUGCAGAGAGGAAGUCAAAAGGGAAAGCUACCUUCGAGCGUCCAUAUUAAAACUCAUUGUCGUUGUUAUACCACUCGUUGCUAUCGCAACAUGUUACUGCAGAGCAGGUGCAAAUCUGCAGAAAACCUACGUGAACGCCGAGCGCUGGGCACAAGGGGAACGAAGGGAAAAGAUAAAUUCUUGGAAAGAAGAAGAAGGCAAAACAAGGCUUUUUGCGGCUUUAAUACUAGGAACACUUCUUUUCUGGGUUCCUACUUCUGUUUGUGAUAUAGCUGAUGUGUUUACUCACAAACAAUGCCUGCCUCGCUCAGUGUACUUGCUGUGCACGCUUCUUGUUAAUGUCUCCUGUUGCGUAAAGCCUUUGAUCAUUGCACAUAUGGACGAAGACUUCGCCAUAGAGUUUAAGAGAAUCCUUAAAUUACGGAAAAGUAGAAAAGUCGGCGUCGAUAGCAAUGUACAGGGUAGCAAGCUUGAAGAAGAUCCCAAGUUUAUGCCAGAAACUAGAAAGUAUUACUGUAAAAUGGAGGAAGACGAUUUUAAUAUAAAGACCGAAGAGUCCGCUGUAUGACUUUCUGUCGCAGAGCCGAGUCACUCCACAGGAUUUCUGCUGAAAUGGCUAUCCGGUUUAUCAUGAAAGCAAGAAAGAGGCAAAAUAAAACCCAUUCCCUAGCCGUCCUGUAAGAGCCAAGCAACACAAAUGCUACUGUGCAAUAUUUAAAACUUGUUCGUCGAUCAGAACGAAAAGUGGCUAAAUAAUAAAAACGCCAAGCAAGACUUUCUAAUUUGUAACCCUACAAGCUAAAACUUUUUGGUACUUUAAGAUCUUUUUCUUUUCAUGUUAACGGUAUAGUGACAAUCAAUCCUACAUGAAAUGCACUAGUCUUGUAGAACGUUUGUUUCAGAUUAGCAAUUCUGCUGGAAAAUAUGAUUGUAGGUCCGGAGUUAACGAGAAGAACGAAAAUGUAGGAUAUAUGAUA